Molecule: messenger RNA, 5008 nt
Organism: Lobosporangium transversale
Lineage: Eukaryota; Fungi; Mortierellomycota; Mortierellomycetes; Mortierellales; Mortierellaceae
Exons: 9
Coding region: 121-4917 (1598 amino acids)
Biological process (GO): regulation of transcription by RNA polymerase II
Cellular component (GO): MOZ/MORF histone acetyltransferase complex
Molecular function (GO): protein binding
Source: RefSeq, a predicted model, not a curated record
CUGCGAUUUAUCAAGGCACAUUCCUUCAAACAUUUCUUUAGACACGGAAACAAAUAUAUACACCUCCAGGCUCCAUUGAUACGCUACAUUGUAUCUAGCAGGGACACAGUUUUAGUCAUCAUGCCACACAUUAAUCCACCUGCACCGGCGAUGCCUCGAUUGGCGCCGCCAGAGUCUGACCAUUGGUUUGCCAAAGUCAAGGCAUUGCCCUUUCAUUCUGAAAACUUUAACUGCAUCCUUCCAGGAUGUCCAAACUCAUAUCAGACAAAGCAAGGUUUGGAGCGUCACUUUAUCUCCAUCCAUAUGCCCAAAAUCCCAGCACCUACAAAGCACACGCGAUCAGAUGCGCGAGCGUCGUCCUCAGCGAGCCUGAGUAAUACCAACUACCGGAGAUCUAGCACUGCCGUGCGCAAAGGAAGAAUAAAGUCUCAUCGUAAAGGGCGACCGCCAGGAUCGGGACUUAAAAACCGCCUCAAGCAGCAGGGCAUUCAGCAGGAACUGGACCCUGCUCAAACAGACAAUUAUCUCACACAUACAACAGCUGAUCAUCAUACCAAUCAUUCCUUGCUUGCUAACCACCCAGCAUCUACACGACAUGACUAUGGAUGUGAUGAUGAAAACAAACCAAGGGAGGAACGCUCGUAUCUCGAAUUUUUCCCCUUUCUUAAUGUCUCCCAAAGACUUGAGAUCGUAAACAUUGCAACAGAAAAAAGCCUGGUAAAUACUGUCAACGCUACAAAUAACACAAAUCACGGUCAUACAUCAACGAAUAAUUUAACAUCAGAACAGACUACACAGCUUGAAGUUGCAGCAGAAGAAGUUAAAGCUGAGAGUUCGGAUGUAUCGACCAUUCGAACCAAUUUAAAUGAAGCCUACUUCGCGGGUCAAAAUCCGCCGUUAUCAGCGAAUGAUAUGUUUCAUAAUCCAGGGGAAUCCAUUCAGCAAUCCCAGACACAUAAAGCUACGGAUAAUACUCCAUCAGUCAAGACAGAGGCAAACUUGACAGUGGAUACUGAUGAAGACCGACUUAGUGACAUUGGCAUGGAUGUCGAGUAUGAUGGUGAUGGUGAUGCUGGCUCAGAUCCAGAUGUCUUCUUUGACGCUAAAGGAUUUAUUGACAGCGAAGCAGAGUCAAGUCAAAAGCCAAAUACAAAACUCGAUAGGACUGUUACUAACAGUAAAAGUCAGGUUAAUACAGCAGCCAAAACAAUAAAUGGCAAUGGAUCAGCAAUCAAGGAUGGAGAUGACAAAUUAAAGACUCAAGAUAUGGAUGCUGAAGUCAUAGCAGAGACCAAUCAUACAGGGGCAUAUUCAGCCAAAGACCGACCCAAACUUCAGAACAAUGAUUCAAGUGUAAAUAAUCAGAGGAGACAGGAAGAUAAGGAGAAAAAUCGGUCAUCAUCACAAGCGCCGGUCAACAGCCACUCAAUUGCUCCACUAGCAACAACUUCACUUGAACCUAAGACACCCAUGGCUUUGCUUCCAAAAUCUUCCUUCAAACUUAUCCCACGAGAAGAUGACGACCUUGAAGAAUACCAUCUACCAGCUGGGCAUAAUGUUCGCUAUAUAGAGCCGACAGAGACGGAGCUAGCAGAGCGUGUGGAGUAUGAUAUGGAUGAGCAAGACGAGUUUUGGUUAAAGGAGGUUAAUGCGGAGCGACGCAAACAAGAUUUAGGAGAGGUAUCUGCCUCCCUGUUUGAGAAGAUUAUCGAUCGGUUGGAAAAAGAGUGGUUUGAUCUAACCAAAAAUAUACCAAAAUCUGCAGAAAAUCUUCCACCGGAAGAUUCGGCUUGUAAUAUCUGCGAUGAUGGCGAGUGUGAGAACAGCAAUGCCAUUGUAUUUUGUGAUGGCUGUAAUCUAGCAGUUCAUCAAGACUGUUAUGGGAUCCCUUAUAUCCCAGAAGGUCAAUGGCUUUGUCGUAAAUGUAUGCUCUCACCUCAGAUGCCUGUCUCAUGUAUAUUUUGCCCAGGAGAAGGGGGUGCAUUUAAACAGACCACUAACAGUAGAUGGGCUCAUCUUCUAUGUGCAAGCUGGAUCCCAGAGGUUGGAGUUGCUAAUACUGUAUAUAUGGAGCCUAUCGACAACAUUGAUAAAAUUCCAGCAAGUCGCUGGCGAUUGACAUGUUAUAUUUGUAAGCUACGCAUGGGCGCCUGUAUCCAAUGCGAAACCAAGAAUUGCUUCAGAGCUUUUCAUGUGACCUGUGCGCGAAAGGCUCAUUUGUACAUGAAGUCCAAGGUCUCAAAGGUUUCCAGUUCAGGGGGAGAAGUCUUGGUCUAUCGCGCUCACUGCCACAAGCACACUCCUCGCGACUACAAAGGCUCAAUCGAUAUUGCGGGGGCAGCGGCGUUAUUCGCGCACAAAGGCAUAAAGAAAAAGCGCAACAAAAUUCGUCCAAUAGAUGAUGACAGUGAUGAUCCUGAUUAUGGUCGAAGUGACGAAGAUGAAAAGUCGCGGCUCUCAAUAGCCAAUAAUGAUAAAAGCGGAACAGUAGGAUCUCUUGCUGCUUCCCAGGUCCUCGGAGGGUCCAGGACGUCAAAAGCUGCUCUAGCUCAUCAGAAGCAUUAUACCCCGGGGGCUCCACUUGCGCCCAUGUUCAUUGUCAACCGCCUUCUUCCAUUUGUGAGCAAACUAGGUGCCAAGACAUCUGCUAUGCGAAAGGUGUCGGCCCUCAAUUUUGUCUAUACCAUCUGCAAAUACUGGUCGCUCAAGCGAGAAUCACGCCGUGGUGCCCCUCUAUUAAAACGGCUGCAUCUGGAACCCUGGACAGCAUCAGCUUCUGCACAUCGACAGACUGAAGAAGAGAAGCUUAAAAAGUUACAGACACAGCUACUUCUGCGCGGCGACUUGGAGAAAGUCAGGAUGCUUGCUGAACUGGUGAGAAAACGCGAGAGGGCUAAGCUGAAGCGACAAGAGUUACAAAAUCGUUACCUUUGCAAGAUCAUGUUUCCGCUCAAGACAAUCCUUGAGGACACUCUUGCAGAACUAGAGAAAUUGGACAGACAAAAGUAUUUUGCGUAUCCCAUUUCGACUGAGGAAGUCAAGGAUUACCAUGAAAUUAUCAAAAAUCCCAUAUGCUUUCAAACUAUGAAUGAAAAACUUGCAGCUCACAAAUAUCAAAGUAUAGAAGAGUUCGCGGAUGAUGCUCGUCGUAUAUAUCAUAACUGCCUGACUUACAACAAAGUUGAUACGCCCUACUACCGUGCGGCUAGUCGACAAUUAAAACAAGCCGAGCCCUUGCUUCAAAAAGCCAAAGAAGACUAUGAGUGUCUUGAAAUUGACCCACGCACAGGAUUUUUGGCUAUACCUAUUGACCCUGAGAUUUUUACAUACAACUUGAUUCCAUUUCAUAAAUCAGAGGAUGAUGAGUCAGCCACGGCAAUAGUACAGGAAAAAGCUGUGUCAGAGGAUGCGGUGUCAACUCCGGCUUCGAGCCAUUCAUCCAAGCCCAAGCGUAAAGAAGUCACGCUGGAGACCCCGAAGAUCCCUUUUGUAACCUCAAGAGCACUUCGAGCUACUUCAGGAAGAACGGCACUUAAAAGUGGAGGGCCUACUGCUCCGCUCUCGCCUCAGGAAACUAGGCGAGGACUGAACCAGACUCCUGGCUUCCGUGCACCAUCAAGGUCUGCUGUUCGGCCCGAGGUACCCAAACUCAAGACAGCUACAAUGACGCGCGCUGAUGUAGCCAAGGCCCGACAAGCAGGUGAAAGUAGCGCUGUAUUGACGACACUUGAUGAGGAGGAUCUAUUGGAGAAGUUGAAGCAAAAGUCGAAAAAGUCAAGAUCUUUGGCUGUCAAUCUACAAUCCCGUCUUAAGCCGUCUAUUGUUGAUAAGGUAGUGGAGGUAAUCAAUAAACCUGCACCGAAAGGAUGGGCAUACGUAGUUGUGGAAGGAGAAGAAGAUUCAACAGAAGGGGAAGAUGAAGCUGAGGAUGAAGCUGGCUCGGUGCAAGCAGAAAUGGACCCAGAGGCCCUGGCACUGGCAAAAGCCAAGGAGGAGCACAAUAUGCGUCGCAAGAUGGAGAGAAAGGCGGAAGCCCUGAAAAAGAAGCUAGCCAAGGAGAAACGAGCUAAGGAGAGGGCUGAAAAAUACGCACAGAUGAAGGCUAUGAAGACUCUUACAGCAGCAUCUCCGCAACCAUCAGGAUCAACAAGAAGCUUGAGUAGCGGUGCGCUUCCACCAGCGAAGUUGCCAAGUCAAGAAAGCAGAUAUGUCACAUUAAGAUCAAGAAGGGGGCACCCUGGUCAGCAAUCAAAGGAAAGAGAAAUUCCAUCCAAUGAUUCAGCCAAACCGCAGAAGCAACAGGAGUGUGAUCUCGCUGACGGUGUUAAAGACAUAAUGACUAGGACCUCUGUGGAGCCUAUGGACCCCAAGGGACUGACUUUUGUAGACCAGAAGGAUUCCUUAUCUGCUGUGGAGCAUGGUGAUCUGGCUGCUGAGAAUGAAGAGAAACUUAGGCAUGUGACAGCGCAGGCAUUGUCAACAUCAGAGCGCUUAUCAAGAGGCAAACAGAGGAGAGCUGAUUCGGAGGAAGAUACUAUCAGCAAUCACUUAGGAAAGCUAAAUGUUACUGGUUCUGACUCCAACGCGAACGUUACAGGAGAAAUCGGUGAUACCGAGAAUGAUAUUUCGUACCGGAAUCACCAUGGAACUGAUGUCCUACCCAUGCUAGAUGAAAGAUCCGUUAUCACAGAGUUGGAGCCGCCACGCAAGAGGCAGAAACGAACGGGUUCAGGAAGGAUUCCAGUUCCUGCCAAAGACGAUACUGAGGGUGAAUCGACCGUGACGCGUCGUUUACGGUCGACAGAGACUGCUACGUUUGGACCAUCUUCUUUGCCUUCUGCAUUGAGCCAGCGGCGUAGUAGUUUUGCAAGUCAACGUGGCUUCACUAAAGGAGUCAGUGACAUGUCUGGAGAGUAAAGAAACGCUCGUCACCGCGCGACUUUUCAUCUCCAGCAAUUAAUGUCGAAUAUGAAAAAAAAGAAAUAAAAAUAGGUCACCACACCUCUCC